Molecule: messenger RNA, 1141 nt
Organism: Laccaria bicolor S238N-H82
Lineage: Eukaryota; Fungi; Basidiomycota; Agaricomycetes; Agaricales; Hydnangiaceae
Exons: 7
Coding region: 1-1122 (373 amino acids)
Molecular function (GO): transferase activity
Source: RefSeq, a predicted model, not a curated record
AUGCCGUCUGUGGACAAGCUCACGAUUACUUUCCUUGUCGACAAUUGCAUAGAAUGGCACCUGUUUCCUACUAAUGCCAGUCAUAGGAUGACCAAAUUGCCCCCUGGUUUUACCCAUGAACUCUCUCAGCACCUUCAACGGCAUCCACCCGUUGAUCAGGAUAAAGGCGUUCCUAUUCUCGAUUUCAACAAGUUUUGUUGUGGCGCCCAUGGUUUCUCUGCUCUCAUAGAAACAUUCACCGACGGAGACACGACUCCUCACCUGACGCUCUUUGAUACCGGCCCAGACUCUCAGUCGCUGGUUCGAAAUAUAACUGCAAUGCAAAUACCCGUCGAAAGCAUCGAGCGCGUCAUCACAUCACAUUGGCACAGCGACCACACGGGCGGCCUGCUUUCGUUUCUCGACUUGCGAAACCGCGCUGCUAAUGAAACGGUUUCUCAAACUCGGUGUAUCGUGGACGUCCAUCCCAAUCGUCCAAUUUUACGAGGCAUAGCCCCUGGCCCUUCGUUCGACAAAGUCAUAUGUGCCCUACCUCCUGAUCCAACUUUUGAAUUGAUAGAACAGGCUGGUGGGAUCGUGGAGAAGCAUUCGGAGGGACAUGCUGUUGCUGGUGGAACCGUCUGGGUGAGUGGCGAGAUUCCGAGAGUUACUGAGUUUGAGGCUGGCAUGCUGGGGGGCAUGAGGUGGGAAGAGGAGGGAACUGGCCCUGGAAAAUGGGUCAAAGAGCAGCAUAUCAUGGAUGAGAGGUAUGCUGCGAUAGAUGUGGCAGGCAAGGGUUUAGUCAUCUUCAGCGCCUGCUCACACGCUGGAAUUGUAAAUGUUAUAAAAGAUGCAAUGACCACGUUUAACCGACCAAUUCAUAUGGUCGUCGGUGGUCUGCACCUUGCAGGCUCAGAAUUCGGUCCUCGAGUGCCCUCCACCGUCAAAUUUCUAUCUGACAAGCUCAGACCUGCACCAACUUACAUUUUGCCAAUGCACUGCUCCGGAUUCCAAGCGAAAUUAGCAUUGGAAGCCGCCUUUGGUGAAGGAUGCGUCCCUGCUGGAGUUGGACUCAAAGUCGAGGUCAUAGGUAAUCGAGAAGACGACAAGAACUUGUUUCCUCCGACCUUAAAACAUGACUGAGCAUCCUGUUUUGGUUUCC